Molecule: messenger RNA, 3842 nt
Organism: Zingiber officinale
Lineage: Eukaryota; Viridiplantae; Streptophyta; Magnoliopsida; Zingiberales; Zingiberaceae
Product: putative disease resistance protein RGA1
Exons: 2
Coding region: 84-3416 (1110 amino acids)
Biological process (GO): defense response to other organism
Molecular function (GO): protein binding; ADP binding
Source: RefSeq, a predicted model, not a curated record
GGAGUCGUCAGCCUGCAAAAUAUUGCUUCUGUUUUCUCCUCCAACGCUGUUGUUAGCCAGAUCCACCCCAAACAACUUCUGAUAUGGAAGCAGCUUUGGUAACUGCCACGGUUCGGUUCAUGGGCGAGAAGGUGGCAAAUCUCCUCGAACUCGACAAGAAACUCAAGGUGAUAAUUGGUGUCAAAGGGAAGAUGAAGAAGCUCAAGGAGUUGUCGACGAUUAUUGACACGGUGAUCGAAGAUGUCGAGUCCCACCCUUUAAUUGAUGUUGCUGUGAGAAAUUUGUUGAGGAAGAUCGAAUUCUUGGCCAACGAUAUCGAGGAUGUCGUGGAUUGCUAUGACACCGAAGCCUUGCGAAAGCAGAGAUCAAGCGAUUUUUUCAGGCCGGUGCGUGAUUUCUUCUCUUCUAAUAAUCAAGUUGUGUUUAAUUGUAGGAUAGAUGGCAUGAUAAAAGCCAUAACAGAUAGUCUGGAUUCUAUUUUGCUACAAAAGUCCUUUCUUCUAAAUUUGCCACAAAGCAGUAUCCACAUUUCAGAAUUAAGUUUCCACAGGGAGACGCACUCCCGCAAUAGUUUGGUUGUUUUAGGGAGAGAAACAGAGAAGCAGAUUAUUGUCAACAUGUUAACAGAUGAUGAAAGCAACCAUGAUACGUUGAAGGUCAUUGCCAUCGUUGGGAUGGGUGGCCUGGGAAAGACUACACUUGCUCAGCUUGUUUUCAAUGACGAGGAGGUGAAAGCUUAUUUUGAUAGUUCGAGAAUGUGGAAAGUUGUUGGGGAUGAAUUUAAUCCCACAACCAUAAUGAAAUCUGUUUUAGAAUUGGCUACUGGUGCACCAGUCGUCAUCUCAGAAAUAGAUUUAGUAAGGCGGAACCUAGAAAAAGCAUUAUCUGGGAAGAAAUUUUUACUCGUGCUGGAUGAUGUAUGGAAUGAAGAUCCAUUUGAGUGGGGUAAACUGAAAGCAGUCUUAACAUGUGGGAGUAGAGGAAGCAAAAUUUUAGUGACAACCCGUAACCAACAGGUCUCUUCCAUUAUGGACUCAUCCUAUAGCCACCAAAUGAUGCAGUUGUCCCCGGCCGAUUGUUGGUUCUUGUUUCAAAAAUUUGCAUUCGGAGACAAAGAAGUGGAUCAAAUCUUGAUGGAAAUUGGUGGAAAGAUUGUUGAGAAAUGUGGCGGUGUUCCCUUGGCUGUCAUAUCUCUUGGUAGCAUGCUCCGCAUCACUCGAGAUGAAACCUAUUGGUCCUCUGUAUUGAAUAGUGAAAUAUGGCAGCUGGGAAAUGAGCAAGUUAAAGUGUUAGCUGUACUAAAGUUGAGCUACGACACUCUCCCUCCACGGUCAAAGAAGUGUUUUGCAUUUGCUUCCCUAUUCUCAAAAAAUUAUAGAAUGUCAAAGGAUGAACUGAUAAAACUGUGGAUAUCAAAUGGUUUCGUACGUUCAGAAGGAAAUUUUGAUGCUGAAACAUUGGGCAACCAUGUAUUUGAUGAUCUUGUGAUGAGAUCAUUCUUUCUCUUGGUACCAUCUCAAGAUGUAACCAAGUGCACAAUGCAUGAUUUGAUGCAUGAUCUGGCACGAUCAGUAUCUGCAGAUGUAUAUUGCAAUUUUUAUCAAGACUCGAUGGAAGAUAUUGGAAAAAGAACAUAUCAUUUGAAAAUAGGUAAAGGAAAGUUACCAAACAUGAAACAGGUAUUAGGCAAGAAACCAUUGUACUUGCGCACCUUUAUAUUCCGAAAUAGAUUUUCACGAUUUUCAUAUAUCAAUCUGCAUGAAGUCUUCUCAGAAUUGAAAUUUUUGCGGGCGUUAGAUUUAACUAACAUGGGCAUCAGGGAGGUGCCAACGUCAAUAGGAAAUCUGAUACAUUUGAGGUACCUCAACUUAUCUAGGAAUCAUAUUGAAGUUCUUCCUGACUCCAUAAUUCUUCUCUCCAAUUUACAGUAUCUCAAUCUCAGUUUCAAUGAGGAACUUCAAGAGCUACCAAAAGAGUUAGGGAAUAUGCAAAAUCUUCGAAGUUUACCUUUCUUUGUUGCCGGGGACAGAAUUGGCGCAUGCUCAAUUUUAGAACUUGAGAAUUUGAAGCUUCAUGGAGAAAUGAAGAUUAUAUUUUCCAAGAAUUUUACUAAUUACUCUUGUGGUGGAAGAAAAAUCUUGAAGAAUAAAGAUCUUAAUGAAUUAUGCAUCAAUUUUAAUGGUUCAGAAAGAUAUGACAAGGAUAUGUUAGAUGAUCUUUGUCCCAACACGAGCUUAAAGAAGUUGGGCAUAUGGUAUUAUGGGAGCCCACAAUUUCCAGCAUGGUUGAUAGAGUUACAACUGCCAAAUUUGGUUGAAGUUCACUUCUGCUGUAGUUGUGAGCAUAUUCCUCCGUUUGGAAAUCUGCAAUUUCUUAAGAAGCUUGAAUUAUGGUUUAUGAAUGAUAUUACACACCUGGGUGUUGAGUUCCAUGGGUACGGAGGCUUUCCUUCCCUUCAAGAACUCCGCUUGUCUUGGAUGGAUAAUUUAGAGGAAUGGUCAGAACUUCAUGGUGUCGAUGAGUUGUUUCCUAAAUUGCAGAGUCUGACAAUUUUCUGCUGUCCUAAAUUGAAAAGUAUGCCGAGACUUAUUCCUAGAAUCCAACACCUUAAGAUAUCAUACUGCAGUGACAACAUACUCUCUUGUAUCGGAAGGCUAACUUCUCUUUCGUUUCUCGAAGUGGCGGAGAUGAACGACAUGGCAUCUAUUCCAAGCGGCUGCAUAAGAAACCUCACAUCCUUGACGAAAUUAAUAAUUACAAAAUGCAGACAACUCCAAUCUUUUCCUUGGGAUGAAAUGCAGCACUUAAAAAUGAUUCAUUCAUUGACCAUUGAAAACUGUGAUAAUUUGGCAUCCUUCCCAUCGGAAGUGGGCUGUCUCAUCGGUUCUCUUUAUUUUCUACGGCUCACACGUUGUCCUUGUAUAAUAUUGCAGCCAGAAGAACUCAUACAAAUCUUGAAUUCAGUACACGAGUUCCAAAUAGAGAUUUGUGGCAACAAAGUCAAUUUACGUGGGCAACUGCAAUACUUACACACGCUCAAAGAAUUGUCUCUAUGGGGUGCACAUGCGUAUAUAAUCACGUACGGAAUCGCAAAAUUAAGUAUUUGUUGUUGUGAUGAAUUGGAGUUGUUGAUGACAGCAGAACAAGCAAACAGUAUUGUGCUUGACAAACUAUACAUAGAGGGAAUUUCCAAUCUCACGACCUUGCCUGACUGGCUGCAGCAUCUCAAGUCUCUUCGUUUACUAUCAAUCCAAAACUGCCCACAAUUAGAAAGGAUGCCAAGGGAUUUGAAGAAUCUAUGUAUGUUGGAAACUUUGAAGGUUUUCAACUGCCCACAAUUGAAAAGAAGAUGCGAGAGGGAGACUGGCGAAGAUUGGCCCGUCAUCUCACAUAUAUCAUACAUUGAUAUUUUAUAGAUUCCUCAUAUUCAGUCGGACAUACUUCAAAAGAUUCAUUGGCUGAGAGUGGAGACUUCAUUUGUGCUCACCACAUUCUUUGUUUCUCUUUAACCUCAAGACUUCAGGCGAAGGUUUGGAUUGGGCAUGAGAAUUUAGUUGUUGCUCAAAUCAAUAUAUAUAAUGUGUUAUGAAAUCCUUUUAUUGCAAAUAAAUUUGUUUUAGUUACUAGUUUUAGAGAUUUUAAAGUUAUACAUGUGGAUUGUUAUAUGUCACACUAGGUUUUAUUUUGUUGCUAGAUACAUUGUGAUUUCUCUCUCCCAAAGGAUUAUUGCCGUGUGAGAUUUUGUUUUUAUUUUUUUAUUUAUUUUGAUAACUCAGGUGUCCAGCUCUUGUUGUUGUUUUAUGGUGUUGUUAUGUUAUAAUAAAUAAACUACUUGAUAUUGA